CCGCUGGAAUGAUAAUAUUUCCGUGGCGACGAUUGCCCUGAUGUCCUAUGAAUACCUCCUUCUCUUGGAUAAAGAGGUCAAGUACGUCUGGAAACGACCGUGGUCACCAAUGUCAUACCUUUACCUCAUCGGGGAGGACUGUUGCAUAUGCCUGGACCACUCUGCCGCGAUCUUGUCGUUUUUAUGGAAUGGGGCUAUUCCGCAUAUAGUUGUAUUGCAGAAAUCAUUCUCAUCUGGCGUCUUUACGCGAUAUACAACCGUUCAAAGCUCCUACUUCGGGUCCUACUAGGGUUAUUCAUACCCGUCGUCG
This is a messenger RNA of Suillus subaureus, 310 nucleotides long. RefSeq lists its product as uncharacterized. The record is from RefSeq and is a predicted model, not a curated record. The transcript is spliced from 9 exons. The coding region runs from base 41 to 289 and encodes 82 amino acids. NCBI's taxonomy places the organism in Eukaryota, Fungi, Basidiomycota, Agaricomycetes, Boletales, Suillaceae.